UCAGCCGAACAUGCCAGGUAUGCCGUAAAGUGACUUUCCGCGUAGCAUACUGACUGGCAAAGGAUUUAUACCAGAGCUGAAGCGAACCACGGGGAAAGCCGUAGGAAUUAGAUUGCAAAUCCGUGUAGGAGUCAAUGUCUCAUUCAUAUAUUAUGGGGGGCGCGCAGACUGAAGGUGUGACUGAAAUGCCAACCGAUCCAGUGAGUGAAAAGUGUUGUUUAUUUAAGCAGAAUUUGCAUAAAAAUCGAAUCAUGAGAAAAGCUAGUGCUACAUUUGUCCUCUGCCUGGAUCCGCCCCAGUGCACACCAACUAGAGGCCACCCAGCGUAACGUUAGUAGCAUCGGAUCAGUGCGAUUUCAAGGCUUUAGGACCUGUCACAGGGGGUGGGAAAGCGAGAAAAAGGCAGCAGUGAUGCGAAGAAAACAUGUAAAGCGAACAUCCUUACACGUCUAAGUGGAGGCAAACAGCGUGGUCGUCUGGCGGCAAUCAGUGGAUCGGAUAAAUUGUUUUCACAGUUCAACCCAAGCACAGGGGGAUGAAGAGAGAACUCUACAUGUGUGCAUAACUGGAGCAUGGAGUAGCUUCGAGUGGCGGUUGUGGAGUGGAAAACGACAGAUUCAGGCAGAAGUAAGGCGAGAGGACAAGUUAGAAAGCGCUAGCCAAUAUUACCCAUUCGACGUCGGACUGGAACGGGACCGCGCCGGUUUCGAUCAGUGAAAAGGCGGCCAACAAUGGAGAUUGUUUACAUGCAAAUUGCAAUGGUGCUCUCGCUGAUAGUAAAAUGUUUGCACGGAUCUCUAUCGACUACCCUGCAAGAAACCAAUUCACAACAACAGCCGGCCGAUCCGGAACCGGAAUUCGAAGGCACAAUCCAGAACGUAACAUUUCCGGCGGGGCGGGAGGCUGUGUUGACCUGCUCGGUGAAAAAUCUAGGCCGCUACAAGGUGGGCUGGUUGAGAGCAUCGGACCAGACGGUGCUGGCAUUGCAGGGCCGCGUAGUGACACACAAUGCCCGGAUCAGCGUGGUGCACGAAGACAUGCGAACGUGGCGCCUGCGGAUACGGCAACUCCGCGAAUCGGACCGGGGCUGCUAUAUGUGUCAGAUCAACGCCAGUCCCAUGAAGAAGCAAAUCGGAUGCAUCGAUGUGCAAGUCCCUCCGGACAUUAUUAACGAAGAGUCGUCGGCAGAUAUUGCCGUACAGGAAGGAGAGGAUGCCACUAUUGUGUGCAAAGCGGUUGGCCAUCCCACGCCCCGGGUCACCUGGAAACGAGAGGACGGUGAAUAUAUGCUGCUUCGAAAACCACAGAGCCGGGAGCUGAUAAAAGUGGAAGCUUACAACGGCACCCAUUUGCACCUACCGAAGCUGGAACGAAGGCAAAUGGGAGCGUACCUGUGCAUUGCAUCGAACGAUGUACCGCCUGCCGUUAGUAAACGAGUUUCACUCAGUGUGCACUUUGCGCCCUCGGUGCGUCCAACAAGUCAGCUCCUCGGAGCCCCCCUGGGCUCGGACGUGCAAUUGGAGUGCUCGGUGGAAGCGUCGCCCAUGCCGGUGUCAUACUGGCUGAAAGGUGGACGCGUACUGCCCACCAACUUUGCCGGCAUCACCAACGGCAACUACGAAGCGGGCCAAGCGAGACCGGAAAUGCUGCUCGAUGGGCCUAAAUACGGAAUCACCGAAGAGCGGCACGGAUUCCGGACGAAUAUGCGCCUGGUGGUGCGAUUUUUUUCGCCAAAUGACGUCGGUACCUACCAUUGCGUUAGUACCAACUCGCUGGGGAGGGCCGACGGUACGAUGAGACUGUACGAAAUCAAAAUUCAUCCGGGUGGAGUGCAAACAAGCGACGAUCAAUUAAAUAUAAUUGGAGGUCUUGCGGAAGCAGCCCGAGGUCGAGGAAACUCGAGUGCCAAUUCAUUAGUGACCAGCAGCAAACCGCUGCAUCUCAUCCUUCUGUCGGUGCUGACUGCCCUUGUCUACUGCAGGAGAUGACAGCAACACAUUUGCUGGGAUAACCCCACGCUUCGCCCUCCAGCUCUGGUGACAGCCCCGUUGGCUUCGAGUUCACCGUCGAUGGCUUCAUUAGCAUAAGCACAUCCUCGGCCACUACUGGAGGGGUGGUGGUAUGGGUGGGGGUGGGUACCCGGCAGCCGGAUGCCACUUGAGGCGACAAUGCAAGAGCAAAUGGCCAAAAAGAGAAUAAAAACCGUCGACUAAAUAAUACAGUCGAUUGCGAAUGAAUGCGAAGCGGGUGUUUGAGUAUUCGAGUGUUGCAGUGUAGAAUGCAUAUCCGUAGUGGUAGGGAAACUUUUGAAACAAUAAUGGUGGAAUAAUGAAAUAGGAUAAUAUCGAUUCAUGAUAGCUAAAUGAUUUCAAGUGAAAAUCUAUUCUCCUUCUCUGUGCAUAAAAGCUAAACGAGACAAACGAACGAAUUGCUGCUUGUAGUAGAUCGAACGAUCGUAAUCUGUGAGAUCGCUUGUAUAUUUUCUAGUGAAGUAAGUGAAUACCAUACACACACGAGAACAUCACACUCUAUUGCUGCGCUUGUAUAACCAUAUCUACAUAGGAAUCUCAUGCACAUCAACGAAAAAUCGAGGUGAAGGGAGAGAAUGUUUAAGUAAAAAUCAUCAAGCAUAAUCAGCUGGAAAUGGUAGACUGAAAAUUAAGUGUGGCGUACUAAAAGAGGAAAGUCAAACAAGAGGGUUUUAAAGGAUUAUAAAAUUGCUUCGCCGGGAAACGAGAGACAAGGGCAGUGCAAGCUUUUAUCCUAUGCAGUUCUCCCAAAGCCCUGCCGUCAUCAGCAUGAUGAAGCGUUAGUCUUAUAUAGCUAUAUAUGGAAAUUUUUAAAGCUUUAUAAUGGCGCUGAAUGAUGAAACUCUGAAUCAACUUUGAUUAUAAUGCAUCCAUCAAAAUGCGAUAAAGUUUGUUAUUGCUAGGAAGAGGAUAAGCAAGCACGCUCGGAAGAUGCAUACAUGCGAGUGAAGGCGAAAUGACGUUCGUUAAGCAUGGGAGAAACCGGAAAAUUGUUUUGCCUUGGCGUGAGGGCCUGGUGAAAAUGCUUGAUCUGCAGGUUGGCGCGGCACAGGGGAGGCGCAAGAGCUUAGCUUGAAUGAAGAUGCAAACUGAUUUGCUUUUAUUUGCAUGGAAAAAUUCAGUUUGCGUAUGAAGGAAACAUCAUAAGUUGUUCCAUUUUUGGUUGAUGCACGAGUAUUUGAAUUUUUAAUUACUUGAUAUAUUUCUGAAUUUAUUUGGUGAACCAGUUUAUCUUGAGGCGAUCAAUUCCAAAACUUGAAACAUUAAUUGGAACAUUUUAGAAUUUUCCUAUUUAUUACGCGUUGCAAAAAAAAAACUUAAGACCCAUUAAGGUGCCAUAAGACUGUUUGUCGUAAUUCCAAAUAUUUGUCAUUGUAGUCCGAGAAGAAGAGAAGAAUAUUUCAUAAGGCACAUCGCAUAACUUUGAGGAAAUCAUGUUAAAAAAAAUCGAGUUAAAUAAAAUUGCGUAAAAAAAAACGCAGUGUAUGUAAAUUUUUCCGAGGAAUUUCCACAUGCACUUCUCCAUGAUUUUCUUCAGGGUAUCGUUCAGGAAUUCCUUCAGGAAUUAAUCAAGAGAUUUCUCGAGAAACUUUUGCAACGAUAGCUCGGAAGUUAAUCUACGAGUUUCUCAAGAGAAUUAUUCACGGAUUCCUUCAAGAAUUUCCUUCAAGAAAUUGUUCAAGGAUUUCUCCAGGAAUUCCUUCAGGCGUUCCUCCUAGGGAUUAUUCAGGGAUUUUUCCACGAGUUUCAUCAUGGAUUCCUCCAGCAGUUUAUUCAUAAAUUCCUUUAAGCAUUUCAAACUCUCCUUCAUAAAUUCUCCGAGGGAUUCCUUCAGGAAUUACUUCGCGGAUUCCUCUAGCAAUUUCUUCAGGAAUUUCUCCAGUAUAUUCUUCAUAGAUUCUUCCAGGGAUUGCUCCAGGUUUAUCCAUAAAACUCAAGAAAUUAUUUAAAGGAUUUCACCAAGAGUUUUGUCAGAUUUCUCCCCAAACUUCAGAAGAGAUUCCUUAUGGAAUUUGUUCAGAGGCCUCUUAAUGAUUUAUAGGGAUUCCUUAAUUUUUUUGCAGGGAUAUUCCAAAAAUGUCUUCAAGGAUUUCUCUAGAAGUUUCUCCGGGGAUUUCUCAAGGAAUUUCUUCAGGUAACCCUCAGAAAUUUCUUCAUGAGUUUAUUCAGCGCUUUCUCCAGAAGUUUC
This is a messenger RNA of Aedes albopictus (Asian tiger mosquito), 4218 nucleotides long. RefSeq names its product lachesin (gene DIP-gamma). NCBI's taxonomy places the organism in Eukaryota, Metazoa, Arthropoda, Insecta, Diptera, Culicidae. Gene Ontology annotation, cellular component: neuron projection. The transcript is spliced from 8 exons. The record is from RefSeq and is a predicted model, not a curated record. Bases 732 to 1988 code for a protein of 418 amino acids.